AGAUAGGGAUUCCAUAAGAAGGGCGGCCGUCGGAGAGAGAUCGAUCUUACUGAUCAAGAAGAGUGUGCACGUUCGAUCGACGAGAGAGGAAGCUCCGGCGGCGACGACGACGGGAUGAACAUCGACAUCACUGCUGGGGCGAAGCCGGAAUACCCGGUGAUAGACCGCAACCCGCCCUUCACCAAGACCGUCGCCAACUUCAGCACCCUCGAUUACCUCCGCCUCUCCACAAUCACCGCCGUCUCCGUCACCGUCGGCUACCUAUCCGGGAUCAAGCCCAACGUCCGCGGACCUUCCAUGGUGACCGGAGGCAUCAUCGGGCUUAUGGGUGGUUUCAUGUAUGCAUACCAGAACUCUGUCGGCCGACUCAUGGGUUUCUUCCCCAACGAGGCUGAGGUGGCCCGCUAUAAGAAGGCGUAGCCGGUGUUGCCGAUCCUUCGAAUAACGAAGUCUUGUUCUUGUUUCCUGCCACUCCUUUCCUUCUGCUAGGGAAUAAAGACUUAGCUUUGUCCUUUAUUAUGGCACAGUUGCAUUUGGUUAGUAUUAUAAACUUGUUGCUUCCUGUUGUGCAUAAUAUGACAUUCUCAGCUUCGUGCGAGACUGAGUGAUUGAUGCUAUAAUUGUUUUGCCUUAUUGUAGUGACACUGGUCAUUUUUGCAAGAUUGACUUGCUCAUAGAUUUGCAUUUGAUUAUUAUUUUACACUAA
Zingiber officinale is the source of this 706-nucleotide messenger RNA. RefSeq names its product NADH-ubiquinone oxidoreductase 20.9 kDa subunit-like. Bases 115 to 420 code for a protein of 101 amino acids. The transcript has 2 exons. The record is from RefSeq and is a predicted model, not a curated record. Lineage: Eukaryota; Viridiplantae; Streptophyta; Magnoliopsida; Zingiberales; Zingiberaceae.